Fusarium mangiferae is the source of this 303-nucleotide messenger RNA. RefSeq lists its product as uncharacterized. The coding region runs from base 1 to 303 and encodes 100 amino acids. The transcript is spliced from 2 exons. The record is from RefSeq and is a predicted model, not a curated record. Lineage: Eukaryota; Fungi; Ascomycota; Sordariomycetes; Hypocreales; Nectriaceae.
AUGGCUCGAAUUGGUCCCUACCUCCAACCGUGCACGACGCCGCAUCGUGGGGAUCUCAUGAUCGCUUCCACAGGAAUUAGAUAUCCCUUCGGCGCCGGGGAUAGCCACAGUGUUCGAGAUCUAGCCCCUGACGACAUUGGCUACCGUCCUGCGUCGCACAGUCACAGCUCAGCGCCGCACAGCAUCUUCACGCAGGCCGGGCCUACCAAGCCUCUAGCCAAUUGGACCAUCUCGGCACAUUUGAAUCGACGAUUUGUCUCUAGCGUUAGAUCCCGGCCGUUGGAACUUUCUCUUCUGGUCUAA